AUGCGCACUGGCACCAGGGAUGGAUCGCGAAAGCGACCCAAGGUUGUGGUGGAGAGCGACGAUGAUACCCAAGCACUAGAUCACGAACCAAGCCACGCGCACGUCGCAAUGGCACAAAUUGAGCAGGGUCUCUUGUGCGGCAUAUGCAUCGAGUUAUAUGACCGACCAUGCGUUCUAUCACCGUGCGGGCAUGUGUUUUGCGCUGGAUGCCUGGUCACAUGGUUCUCUGUUGCUCAGGAAGUGAAUGAGGAUCCAUAUGAUGAACGUCGACAGGGUCUUAUUCGCCGCAAGAAAAUGUGCCCAAGCUGUCGGGCUCAAAUCAAUACUCCACCAGUGGAGCUCUGGGCUCUAAAGGAUGUUCUUGCUGCUAUACGUAACUACAAGGGCGUGUCUAUAUCAAACACUAGUGAAAUUAAGCAAUCAUUGUGGGAUGGUUUGUUCAAUCCAACAACGUUCUACCAUGUAAUACGCGAUCAAGAUGACGGCGUACUGCGCUGCGGCAUUUGCUCAAGUGAAAUUCUUGAUGGCCAGUGUACAGGAAAUGAUUGCGGCAUUGUCUAUGAAAAUUUAUCCGAUGAAGAGCAAGCCUUACAUGCAGACAACGUGCAUGCAGAAUCUGAAGACGUGUCUGCUGAUGAGGAAGAAGACGCAGGAUCGUUAAAUGACUUCGUGGUGGAUGACAAUGACGAUGUGGGGCAAGAGAUUGAGUCAGCCUCGGACGACUCGAGUAUCGUGGCUGUAUCACCGAAGCGUUCUGAGCAAGACAUGUCUUCGUCCUCGGAGCAAGAAGAUGAUGAUACGCUUCCAGAUCCUUCCUACGUACGCCGCAAGCGUCUCGAGGCUCUAUUACAGGCGCGCUCCCGUCGGCGUCAUCCCUCAGGGCCGGCAUCGCCUCCUACAGAUUCUGAAUCGCAAGACUAUACCGAUGAACACGAUACCGACGACCAUGGCGGUCACAUGAUUUACGACGAGGCGGAGGAAGCGUCGAGCGACGUGGCUUCCGUGUAG
Malassezia restricta is the source of this 1008-nucleotide messenger RNA. Its product is annotated as zinc finger protein (RING finger). Gene Ontology annotation, biological process: DNA damage tolerance; protein monoubiquitination. Bases 1 to 1008 code for a protein of 335 amino acids. Gene Ontology annotation, molecular function: single-stranded DNA binding; ubiquitin protein ligase activity. Lineage: Eukaryota; Fungi; Basidiomycota; Malasseziomycetes; Malasseziales; Malasseziaceae. The record is from RefSeq and is a predicted model, not a curated record. The transcript is spliced from 2 exons.